Messenger RNA from Racocetra persica, 1224 nucleotides. The record is from the annotation of a GenBank genome assembly. Lineage: Eukaryota; Fungi; Glomeromycota; Glomeromycetes; Diversisporales; Gigasporaceae.
AUGAGCACCAAGUUUCUUAUCGACAUAGCUGAAGAUUAUAAACUGCUUUAUGAAACUAGGGAAAAUUAUGAUGUGAUUAUUCACGCCGGUGAAGAGCCCAAUGCCGAAGAAAUCCAUGCACACUCUUUGGUCCUUCGUACUAGAUCUGCUUAUUUUCGUGGGGCUCUUGCUUCUGGUUGGGAAACGAAAGACAAAGAUAGUGGUAGCUUCAUAUUUAAGAAACCUAAUAUCUCUUCAUCAAUUUUUGAACUUAUUCUAAAAUUUUUAUAUUGUGGUGAAGUAAAUAUUUCUGAUCAAGAAGGAGAGACAAUUUUGGAUCUUUUGGUUGCUUCGGAUGAAUUUGGUCUUACAAAACUUAUUGAUCAUAUUCAACAAUAUUUUGUUGAAAAUCAGAAAAAUUUUUUACAACAAAAUCCUGUAGGAACGCUUCAUAUUGCUGCUCGUCAUGAAACCUUUAAUGAGAUUUUAAAGUUUUCUUUAAAAAUCAUUUGUGCAAAUCCUGACAUUCUAUUUGACGAUUUUAAUUUAUUAGAGAAAACUUUGCAAGGAUGCAUUCAAUAUAUUAGAUUUCAUGAAAUUAGCAUGCCAGAUUUUUAUCAUAAAGUAUUACCAUAUAUGUCUAUUCUUCCAAAUAACUUAUUUGAUGACAUUUUACGUUGUUAUAUGAUUCCAAAAGCAGUACCUCUUUAUAAUGCAUUUCCUUCUAGAUAUAAAUUUGACUCAGUUUUAAUUGACAUAACCCAUGCACGAUUAUUUGCAAGUUGGAUUGAUGAUAAUGAUUAUAAAAGAACGCUACCUUAUAAAUUUAUUCUUCUAUUUCGUGGCAGCAGAGAUGGUUUUCAAAAUAAUAUAUUUCAUCAAAGAUGUGACCAAAAAGGUGCAACAAUUGUUGUGGCAAAGAUUCAAAAUUCAAAUCAACUUGUUGGUGGUUACAAUCCAGUCGAUUGGGAUACAAGUGGCCAAAAUAAGUACUCAAAUUGUAGUUUUAUCUUUUCAUUAAAUGACUCUACUAAUUUAACAAAUGUCAAAUUAGGACGCAUUUUAUCAUCUUAUUAUUCUUACGCAAUAUGUUGCAAUAGUAGUAAUGGUCCAAAUUUUGGUGGAGAAUUGCAUAUUAAUGAAAAAUGCGUAAAUACUAAUAGUAUUGGAUAUUAUCCCAAUCUUAGCAUUCCAAAUGGCAAACAAAUUGAGGAUUAUGAAGUGUUUCAAGUAAUUUCUAGAUAA